CGGCCCACCGAGCAGGCGGACUGCCCAAAUAUUACGCAAAACAGCCGUAUGAUGCAUCGAUAGCGCAGCUGGAUCGGUACAAGGACCGCUGGGUGCCCCGAGCACUCUUCGCCAAAAUGAAGAAAAAGGUGCGUUGGUGGGCUUGCAGGUUGCGUUCUUUCUGGCUGGCUGGCGCAUUUUGGACUCUGAUAUAGCCUCAUUUACUACUGAGAUCGUGAUAAUCCUGCUGAAAUGGGGUUGUUUGUUUCCCUUAUAUUGUUUAUUAGGUUCUCUUGAUGGGAAAGUCGGGCUGCGGCAAGACGUCCAUGCGCUCCUUGAUUUUCUCGUCCUACAAGGCAAGCGACACACGCCGCCUCGGCUCCACAUUAGACGUCGAGCACUCGCAUGUGCGCUUCCUCGGCAACCUCGUCCUUAACCUUUGGGACUGCGGCGGCCAGCAGAGCUACAUGGACAGCUAUCUGGACAGCCAAAGACAACAGGUCUUUUCUGCUGUCGGCGUGUUGAUUUACGUUUUCGACUUAACCGGAGAAGAGAGCGAGUGGGGAAAAGACGUGCGCUAUUUCAAGGACUGCCUUUCGGCUUUGCAAAGCAACUCCCCGGAAGCGGGCGUGUUUUGCCUGCUUCACAAAAUGGACCUUGUUGAUGCUUCUCGCCGGAAAUCCGUGUAUGCAAGUCGAGUAGCGGAGCUCAAAAAGAAGAGUGAGGGUAGACCCGUUACCUUCUUCCCCACCAGCAUCUGGGACGAGACACUAUAUCGGGCCUGGUCUCUCAUCGUCCACGCGCUCAUUCCUAACAUCGCUACGCUCGAGCGGCAUCUUGCGCAGUUCGCACGAAUAUGCUCUGCGGCCGAGGUCGUCCUUUUCGAAAAGUCGACCUUCCUCGUCAUCUCGCGCAGCACACAGCAGCCGGAUGUCGAUUCCAAUAUUGAAACCCCUGGCAGCAAUGGUGCUGAUGCCGAUGCUUCCGCAACAUCCAUGUGCUCGAAAGCGGGCAACGAAGCAGCAGAGCUAGGGGCGUCGCACCCUUCAGCAUCGACGUCGAGCAUCGGUAGCAGCUCCACGUCGGAGCUGCACGGAGCGGCGGUUAGCACGCAAAAGGGGCGAAAGCUGAGUCCCGAACGGUUUGAAAAGAUCAGCGAGCUGAUCAAGAACCUCAAAUCUUCAUGCGCGAAGCUGCAAGCGCAGUUUCAAGGUCUGGAAAUCCGCGGAGCGACAUACACCGCAUAUCUCGAUCUGUUGACGACGAAUACAUACGUCAUGGUCAUUGUCGCAGACCCGCGAAUACAACUCGCUGCUAUCAAGCUGAAUGUCGAGCUUGGUCGUGAACAUUUCGAGAAACAACAGGCGAUCAGCACUGGUUCUGCCUAAGCUCCACGUUUUUGGCGCUCGGUGUGCUUUUUUGUCACACUGGGAUGAGAAAUCAAUAUGUAUGACUGAAUUCGACUUGUGUUUACAAGGUUGCAUCUCGCCUUCACCUGCUUCGUUUACUCAUUUCGUCACCUUCGUCGCCCACCAAGUCUCCAACCUCGCCAGCGGCAAGGAAACCCGGAAUGCAAUCCUAGCGAUUGCAUUUGUCGAUCCGUGCGCUGACAGAUUCGUCAACAGCGGCCGCCGUGAGCUCAUACACCACUCUUCCUGAUACUGUCUUCCGUUUCGCAAAC
This is a messenger RNA of Tilletiaria anomala UBC 951, 1660 nucleotides long. RefSeq lists its product as uncharacterized. Gene Ontology annotation, cellular component: Gtr1-Gtr2 GTPase complex; fungal-type vacuole membrane; nucleus. The record is from RefSeq and is a predicted model, not a curated record. Gene Ontology annotation, biological process: regulation of autophagy; positive regulation of TOR signaling; cellular response to amino acid stimulus. NCBI's taxonomy places the organism in Eukaryota, Fungi, Basidiomycota, Exobasidiomycetes, Georgefischeriales, Tilletiariaceae. The transcript has 5 exons. The coding region runs from base 276 to 1367 and encodes 363 amino acids. Gene Ontology annotation, molecular function: GTPase activity; GTP binding.